AUGUAUAUAUGGGCGAAGUCGAGUAGGGUUUUCUUCAUGCCGGAAAAGGAAAGUUUCCCAUGCGAGCAAAGCCUUCUUCUCCACGUCGUGUAUGGGCCGACAUUGUACCAAGGAAAGCUCCAAACAUUAGCCAGGCCUCUUCUCUAUUCGAUCAAGGCCUUUGGCGCUGCUGCUCGGGCCAUUAGACACUCCAAAUCCUCCAUGGGCUUCGUUUACUCGCUUACCGGACAUGUCUCGGAAAUUCCAGUGCUCAUGGAGGGAUCUCUCCUGAUCGUAGAGCUGUUGGGAUGGCGCCUGAAGAGCUUGUACCUGCCCAACUUGCAACAAACUCUAAGCCUCACUUACUCUCUUUUGUAUAUGGGAAAAGUUCUCUCUGUUUAA
Molecule: messenger RNA, 381 nt
Organism: Microthlaspi erraticum
Lineage: Eukaryota; Viridiplantae; Streptophyta; Magnoliopsida; Brassicales; Brassicaceae
Source: the annotation of a GenBank genome assembly